Megalopta genalis is the source of this 1493-nucleotide messenger RNA. NCBI's taxonomy places the organism in Eukaryota, Metazoa, Arthropoda, Insecta, Hymenoptera, Halictidae. The record is from RefSeq and is a predicted model, not a curated record.
GGCGCUGUACAGACGCCGAACGGAGUUUCGAGACUUCGCCGCAAGGGGCGCCACCUGACGGAAACGCUGCUAUUUUGUAAUUUCCAUAUUCGCAAAUGUCACCAAAAACUGUUUCGCAUGGCAAAUACAGAUUGCAAGACGGAAAACGUUGCGCUUGACUUCGACGAAUCGCGAUCGACGAUUAAUAAAUUCAUUAUUUCCUGCUGUUUAAUGUCACUGACAAUUUCUUUUGUUAGACAACCUUUUGAACAGUCUCCAGUUUAUCAUUCUACAAAUGUUUUAGUAAAAAUAACGAAUGAAACUUCAGAUGCGGAGUAACGUUCGAAUAAUUAAUCUAUCGAAGACUUAUUGUCUUUAUAGCCAUAGUUCGAUAUAUUUUCUUGGACAAGGAAAGGAGUGAAUAAAUUUCAGACCGCUGGGAGACACAUGAACUGGAACAAAUUUUUCACCGGUGCCAGACACCACGGGGACGGCAAAAGCGAGGAUGAACCGGAAACGGAAGACGAUGACGCAACCGACAGCAAUGCCACUGCUUCCACCGAGAAAGUUUCACAUUUCCUCGGAAUACGUUUCCACCAUUUUCCUCACGACCGUUUCUACCAAGUCUGCAUUAGAAACGUUUUCUUAUCGAUCAAUGCAAUGACCUUCCUUGCAGGCAUAGUCGGCGUGGUAAUGUCGGUGUGGACCCUCACCGACGAAAGGAUAAUGUCCCGAUUGAUUGGACACCGGAUUUUCCUGGUCGCUUUACUAUUCGUCGGUCUCGUUGGCUCCCUCACAUCAUUACUUGGGAUAAUUAGUCUUGUUCGAAAACGAAAGAUGUACCUGAAGACUUACGCGAUUCUAUGCUUGUGCUUCCUCUGCAUCAUUUUCGUGACCGCUGUAUCGAGCUUUUGGAUCUUCGAAGAAAUUCUGAAGAACGUACAGGCAGACAUGAUCACCGCCAUGAAAAAUUACGAUUCCUUGUCGUCGAACAGAAGGUCUUGGGACAGCACCCACAGAUACUUGAAGUGCUGCGGGAUCAAGUCCUCGAACGACUGGGCCAAUUAUCAGAUCAGUAUCCCCAAGAGCUGUUGCGCCAAAGCCAUUGAACAAUGUUUAAGCAUGACGGAAGCCGUAGCGUUCAAGGUCGGCUGUCUUCGGAACGCUGCGCUUUUGCUGAAGUCGCACGUUCAUGCCAUAAGCAUAACGGCUCUGCUGAUUUUUCUGAUCCUGGUAAUGAAUUUCUCAUUCGCCCUCUGCAUCCUGUGCCGAUUGAAGGAACGCCGAUCCAACAGAUGAAAAUCAUCCUACUUGUUCGGCGAAUAAUAAUGAAGCAGAACAACUCUAUAAUCGCAAUGUAACAAUUAUAGAGGCCGAGGGCGAAGGAUCGAUACGCGCGAGGAUCGAGAAGAGAGAAUAAGAAACUGCCCGAUGAAACGUUUUCCCGUUUUUAUUAUCAUAUAUAGAUCAUAUAUUUUCUGAAAACACUUAAUAUAUUGUACUUAUGAUAGUAA